AUGGAAGAGCCACAUUUUUUAAAUAUACAAAGAAGUUACCAGAUAUUAUUUUCAUAUGCUGGAGCAGAAGAAUCUAAAGAAUGUAUAGGAAAUAAAAUUACUGGUGAUGAACAUAUAUAUUCACUUUCUUGGAGAAGAGAUUCAAGACAAUAUCCUUAUCCAUUCCAAAUUAAAUUUACUACAAAAUUUGUAAAAUACAAUGAAUAUAAAGCUCUAGAUCCAACAGAUCAAGAAAUAAAACAUUUUAAAAAAGUACCAUUUUUACAUAUUUUUUUUAUUAAUUGCUCAACUCCAGAAGAGUAUCGUUCUAAAAUACGUCAUGAAUCACAAUGGAUUAUUGUUUUUGAUAGUAAAAAUGCAAGAGAAAAAAAAAAUAGAGGACAGGUUAUGGAAAGAAUAAAAUCAGAUUUUUCUUCCUACUUUUCACGAGUAAUUGAAGUAUAUGAUAGAGCAUCAUUAUCUGUUUUAGAAAGUACUAUUACUGCAUCUAUACUUAUAAGUAUUGAAACAUAUGCCAGUAUGUUAGAAAGUUUUUUAUUAUAUGAAAAACAGCAUUUUACUAAUACUAAUUUUAAUCUUCUUGCUUAUUCAAAUGGUUUUUUUAUUUUAAUGCAUUUUUAUUGGAGUAUUGGAUUGUUAGAGACGGUCUUAUCACAAUUAGAUGAUCAAAAACUUUUUUUAGAUGAUAUUGUAGAGUCAUACUCAAAGAAUGGCAAUGCAUAUGAAUGGGGAAGACGUGAUGAAGUAUUUGAUAAAUUUGAAUUGUUAUCAACAUUAAUGGAUUCAAAACAAUCUGUAAAUUUUAAUUCACUAAUUAUUAUACCGUAUUUAAGAAAAUAUAUACUUGCCCAACAAAUUAUGACCUCAUUUGCUAUCUAUUUUAACAAAAGUAAAAGAGCUAUCAAUUCUGAUGUUAAUGAAAAUUUAGAAAGACUUGCAAUCUUAAAAAUUGACAUUUCUUCAAUAAUUCUAAAUAGUCUCUAUGAAACAAUACAAAAAAUUAACUCAGAUAUUAAUUUACUAUCAUUAAAAAUUGAUAAAUUUGUUUACAAUAUUUGGAUUGUUCUUAUUGUAUUAGAAUGUUUUGAAUUUGCUAGUAUUUUGACACCACAAAUGUUUAACUCUGAUCUUGGAUCAAAUAAUAUUUGUUUAUUAUUAAAAAUAAAAUGUGAUUCAAUGAAAUUUUCAUGGAAUGAAAUGAAGAAACGUAAUUUUAAACUUUCAAAAGAAGAGUUAGAUAAACUUCCAAUACAUGGACCAUUUUUUGGAAAUGAAGUAAAUUUAUUAUCUAAGUUUAAGGAUUGUCUUACAAAUAGUGAAGAUUUUCAAUUGUAUAUGGAAAGUACAUUUAUAGAAGCAAUAAUGGAAAUGAAAAAAUUAAAAUAUUUUAGAAAUUCAAUUUAUAUUAGCUAUAAAUUGGCAGAAAUUUAUAAAGAAAUGGAUAAUUUUGAGGGUGCUUUAAAAAUAAAAGUAGAAUCUAUGAAAGAUAUUUUAUUUGCUGGAGAAUGUCAUAGUGCGAUGACAAAAUUAUUAUUAAGAGAAGUUAUUGAUGAAAUAAUUCAUUUUCCAGAUAAAGAAUUUUAUAUGAAAGAGUUAUAUUUAUUUUGUUAUUAUGGUUUAAAUUAUGCUCAAAAUGAGGAAGGAAGAAAGUUGUAUCAAAAUUUACUUUUUGAGUUACCAUUAAAUGAUAUUAUUGAUAAAGUUGAAAUUCCAUCUUGGUUAAAAAAUCAAAUUCCAUUUAAAAUAAAUUAUAAUGGUGCAAGUAAUCAUUUACUAAAAUGUACAACUAAUAAAGAGGAAGAAUUUAGAUUUUCUAUAUCAACAAAAUUACCCUUAGAAAUAUUAGAUUUUAAAGUUAAAAUUUAUUUUCGUCUAGUAAAUAGAGAAAUUUUAGCUUCAUUAGCAAAAAAAAGAUUUUUGUUUUUGUGUAAAUUUAAUUCUGAAGAAAUAGUUAAUAGAUUUGGGUGUCUUCAUAAAGGUGGGUCUAAUGAAACGGAAAAUAAAAAUGACACUAACUUAAUAUCAUUUGAAUCCACAUCAAUAGAUAAUAAUGAAUGUAUAUUACUUCCAAAUGUGGCAAAUAAAUAUUCAACGUGUCUUAAAUUUUCACAAACGGGUUUAUAUAUGCUUGAAUAUAUUGAAAUUAUGUUAAAAGGAAGUUUAAAGUUUAUAGUAAAAAAUAAUUUAUUAUACCAAGGUAGUAAUGAAAGUCAAUUAUUAAAACCGUUAUUUAAAAAUGUUUUUGUUAUUGUUGAUAAUGAUCCACCAACUAUAAAUUUUGGAGAAGAAUUUGAAAAAACUUCUCAUUAUCUUUUAAUGGCUGGUGUUGUACAAAAAAUAUAUAUAACAUUGAAUGCUGGAUCUAAAAGUAUGGAUGAAAGUAUACUUAUUAUUGAAUCUAAAUCUGGAUCUGAAGAUCGUUUAGAAUUUUUGGGAUCUGAUGGAGAAUGGUCAAAUAAUGUUAAAAUUAAUAUUAGAAAAUUAAAUGCAACAGAGACAAUAUCAGUUGAGGUACAACUUUAUUUACCUACUGCGAGACUUUCAUUUUCAAACUGGGAAGAUCCACCAGUUACUAAAAAAAUUUUAUUUAAAUGGAUGGGUAGUGAUAAAACUAUGAAAAUUGAUUUUAAACCUUUAAUUAAUAUUAUAACAACAACAUCUAUUAUGGACAAUAAGGCUUUGUUUGAAAUGGAAAUUUAUCGCAAACAUGGUAAAGAUUUUAUUAUUCAACCAAUUGAUGCUAAAUUUCAGCAUCUUUCUAAAGACAUUGAUACCAAAGAAGAUCAAAUUGAUAUUAAUCGACUAAAUAUUGAUAUAAUUGAAAAUCUAGAUAUUGAUUCUGUUUAUUCCAUUGUUUGGCUUUUAACAAAUAAUCAAAAAAAAAUAACUACAGCUUUGAAUUCAAUUUUAAAAUAUAAAUUAACUUUUAAAUAUAAAGUAUUAACAUUUGAUAAUUCUAGUGGUAAAUACAUUGAAAUUCCAUUUGAAAGAGGUUACCAAUUAAUAUCAGAAUUUAAUUUUGCCCUUCCAGCAAUUGAAUAUGAAAUUUGUGCACAAUUAUUAUCAGAACAACCACAAUCUGUUAUUUGUAGAGCACAAAGUACUUGUGAAAUGGUUUUAUCAAUUAGAAGUAUAACACGUGUGGUUGAAACAAUUAUUGUUGGUUUAGAUGCAGAUCCAAGUAUUUGGAAAAUAACUAAUAAAUAUAAGCAAUUAACAAUAAAGGAUAGUGGAUUAGGCCAGAUAGCUUUUUCUAUUAUUCCUUUAGUUGUCGGUUUUUUACCAUAUCCAAAUAUAACCGUCUUUUCAUUUAAUAAAGAACAUGGUCAACCAGAAAAGAUGAAAGAAAUAAUUGAUAAUUAUCCACAGGUUAUCGGUAAACAGAUAUGUACAUUUUCAAGAACAAAAGGAAAACAGAUACAUGUUUUAGGUCAAAUAACAAUAGAAAAUGCUUCGUCAACAUCAAGUCUUCCAAUUUUAAAUCAUAAAAGUCAUAAUAGAGGAGAAUCAAAUGUUUCAUCUUCCAGGAGCUCACUAAGAAGUUCUGCAAGACAAAAAUUGCAAAAGUUUUUUGACAAAUAA
Strongyloides ratti is the source of this 3582-nucleotide messenger RNA. Its product is annotated as TRAPP II complex, TRAPPC10 family-containing protein. The coding region runs from base 1 to 3582 and encodes 1193 amino acids. Gene Ontology annotation, biological process: early endosome to Golgi transport; intra-Golgi vesicle-mediated transport. Gene Ontology annotation, cellular component: TRAPPII protein complex. NCBI's taxonomy places the organism in Eukaryota, Metazoa, Nematoda, Chromadorea, Rhabditida, Strongyloididae. The record is from RefSeq and is a predicted model, not a curated record. The transcript is spliced from 3 exons.